Messenger RNA from Guillardia theta CCMP2712, 825 nucleotides. RefSeq lists its product as hypothetical. The record is from RefSeq and is a predicted model, not a curated record. NCBI's taxonomy places the organism in Eukaryota, Cryptophyceae, Pyrenomonadales, Geminigeraceae. The transcript has 8 exons. The coding region runs from base 1 to 825 and encodes 274 amino acids.
AUGGGGAAUUGUUUUUCGCACAAAGAAGCAUCAACAAGCAGGAAAACGCAGCCACCCGAUCGCUUUUUUGCAAUCGCUGACAAUUACAACUCAAUCGAAGAAGUGCAGAAAGCGCUGAGAGAUGUGGGUUUGGAAUCCAGUAACUUGAUCUUGGGCAUUGACUUUACCAAGUCCAAUACAUGGACAGGCGAAAAGAGUUUUGGUGGAAGGUGUCUCCACCACCUUGAUGCAGCUGCUUUGAACCCCUACCAGCGCGUUAUCUCCGUAGUUGGUCGCACACUGGAGGCCUUUGAUGACGACAAGCUCAUUCCUGCCUACGGUUUCGGUGACAACUUCACGACAGACAAGCAAUGCUUUCCCUUCUUUCCCGACAAACGCCCCUGCCAAGGCUUCGAGGAGGUUCUUUCACGGUACAAUGAGAUUACGCCAGGCAUCGUCCUGGCAGGCCCGACGAAUUUCGGCCCCGUCAUCCGCGAAGCUAUCACCAUAGUGAAGCAAGAGAAUGCUUACCACAUCCUGGUCAUCAUUGCCGACGGACAAGUCACAAAUCGCAAGGAUACAGAAAAUGCCAUCGUUGAGGCUUCAAGCUAUGCAUUGUCCAUCAUUGUUGUAGGGGUUGGUGAUGGGCCUUGGGAAAUGAUGGAAGAGUUUGAUGAUCAGCUGCCUGCACGGAAAUUUGACAACUUUCAGUUCGUUCCGUUUGAAAAAGUGAUGAGUCGAGUUCCUCCUGGGAGAAACCCUGAUGCUGUAUUCGCCAUGCACGCAUUGAUGGAGAUACCAGAGCAAUUUAAGAUUAUUCGAAAGAUGAAGCUGCUGAAUCGUUGA